Molecule: messenger RNA, 5451 nt
Organism: Pestalotiopsis fici W106-1
Lineage: Eukaryota; Fungi; Ascomycota; Sordariomycetes; Amphisphaeriales; Sporocadaceae
Exons: 3
Coding region: 1-5451 (1816 amino acids)
Biological process (GO): proteasome assembly
Cellular component (GO): cytoplasm; nucleus
Molecular function (GO): molecular adaptor activity
Source: RefSeq, a predicted model, not a curated record
AUGGCAUCCUCCUCAGCUGAGGCCGCCGGUCAGAAGGCUGUCUCAACGAUCCGCUACAAAAUUGCGACAGCAUCAGCAGACGACGACAAGCUGAGUGACGUGUUGCAGAAUCAGCUCGUGCCGUUGCUUGAGAAAGCUGCCAGUCCGCACAAGAGCGUGCGCGAUGCUGCCUUUCAAGCGUAUAUCAGUGUCACUAAACUCAUACAGCCCCCGAGUGUUGUUUUACCCGUCGCCGCUUUGCUGGAACAGUACAAGAGGACUGCUUCCCCCGUGGUCAAGCAGCUUGAUCUCGGCCUGGUUAAAAAAGGCCUUCUCCGGCUGGAUCAGCAAAAGCGCCGCGAGCUUCUGCCUAUUGUAGCGCGGGGCAUCUCCAAAGAGACCAACCGUGCAAGUGCUUCUGGCUUUUUCAUCAUUUUGUUGAGACUCUUGCUAGAGAUCAAGGUACCACCCCGGGGGACUCGAGACGAUUCAUCUUUUCGCGACGCCAUCGGAUUCUCUGACCCUUCCGACGCCAAAUACAUCGCAGAAUGGCUAGCCCGGUUCCUACUCUUGAGGCAGGAUUUGGCUUUAGCCUCGGCUGCCAAUAUCGAGUCAACUAUGGCUUCUUCUCCCCCCACUGGACUCAGCUUGGACGACAUUGAGUUCCUGCGGAGUAGUGAUUUGAAAACCUGGAAACCAGGUGAACCCGGAAGUUUGGGAUUGCCAGAGUGCAAACUCAAGGCCGUGAGCCUUCUGGCCAGUGGUGCCUUCACAGACGAGGAACGGUUCCUGCCCACCAUUUUCGCGGCCGGUUCGGCAGACUCGAGAAUUAAUUCAAUUGCGGAUGACGUUUUAAAGCGGUCUUCCGUGAGCCUAGAGGAUCGUUCUGUUAUUGUGUCCUUGUUCCAGGCGCACCUGCGUCUUCCGGCUGCUCACAGGAUCCAGAUCCUACGGGUCCUAUCCAAGUCGGUGACCGCCUGUACGAUGCAUGCCGAGGUAGUGGAAGCAGUCCGCGCAGACUUUGCGCUGACUGCCGGCGAAGGCGCAGCCAUCACAGGUCUAGAGGCGUUGAGACUACACAAGGCUCUGCUUACUUUCCUUGCGUGGAUCGCGAGGAACGGCUCGAAUCAAUCCACCAAGGAUCACGAAAUGGGGCCGAGCCUUGUACUACUCCUGAAAGAUUACAUACUUAAGCAGGGCUGGCCAGCUCCGCUGCCAGCCGCGAACCAGUCACAAUAUCAAGAUGAGCAGAGAUUGCGGGCAAAUGCCUACGAGACCAUCGGCACUUUAGCUCGAGGCAGUCAUUUUGAGCACAAAGCCAAAGACUCGCUUUUGAAGUGGUUGUUUGACUCCUUGGUCUCUGAUCCGAGUGCAGAUAUCGUGGUUUAUAUCGAAAGUGCUCUAUCAAGCAUGAUGAGCCUCUUUGAACCGACGGACAGUGGCGAGCAUCGAGAUUUGGAGAUUCUUCUUCUUGAAUACAUGACUUACCCAGACGGCCAAGGGCUUCGAACAGCAAAACAUGUCGCUGCAAGGUUUGCCAACAACUGCCUCCCGUACAGCAACAUCAAGGCGCGAUGGAUCGAUAUUAUUGCUCUGGGAGGCAGCGGCCCCGAACGGCGCGAUGUAUCGGAAGAGGGCCAGAAAGGCUUGGACCCCUGGUGGGCCACCAAACUUCACCCAGACAAAGACCUGGUGCUGCCAGAUUGGGCCCAGUUGGCGGACAUGUUCUUCGAUACUGCUCCGAACCAGAUGCCUGACGACAUGGAUGUAGAUCAAACAUCGACCUAUACUCUGUUCACAAACGAGAGGCUGAAGUCUUUCCCCAUCGCCAUCAAGUAUGUGACACAGAUGAUUCGUCUAAAUGCCCUGAACGAAUCAAAGAUUGAGAUUGACUGGGAGAGCCAGCUGGCGACGCGCUUGCUGAAUGACAUCCCAACUCGUGCCCUCAUGAGACAAUACCUAUCUGGAGUCGACCAGGGCCAUUUGCUCAAGGUCGUCAAUGCAGCUCUCGAUGGCCUGCGCGACCAUCCUGACGUCGGCGCCGAGGUAUGCAUGCAAUCAGUGGCAGAUUUGUUGUCAUUUGCACCGUCCGAAACGAUUAUCGCCAAACUCUCCAGCAGAACAUCUGAAUUGUUGACAUGGGCUCAAUCUCAUAACCAAAAGAUACGACAUCUUGCCUCGACAGUAUUUGGUAUACUUGCACCUUGGGAUAGCCAAGGAUCCCAUCUAAUAUCCAAACUACGGACCUUCUUAGAUUCUUGCCCAAAACCAUCUGCCAUGCAGUCUGCUGAGUACCAAGGCUCUCUAGCAUUCCUCUGCAGCUAUUUCUCUCGAGCGGCAAUGUAUGGAAAGAUUGAAUAUUUCGAUGACUCUCAGCACAUGGAAUACUUGCUAUGCAUCCUCUUGCCCAUACUGAAGGGUUCAGAUCAAACAGCCAAGGACAAUGCUCUCCCCGCAUUCUCUCAACUUUGGACUGCAAACAUGGGCAUGACAGACUCAGAUGUGUUUGAAGAGUACGUGAGCGCGAUGGAGACACUCGCAAAGGCCCACAAUGAGAAGGCAAUUUCUGCAUUAGGUCGACUCGCCAUGCCCUCCGCGACUACGACCGAGGCCGUAGACAAGGUUCUUGAUGUCUUGUUUAGCCUUCAUGAGAUCAAGAGGACAGAGGUACAUUUUGCCACGGGCGAAGCAAUUGCAGCAGUGGUUGCACGUUGGGAUUCUGAGUCGGUCCAGUUAGGUCUUGACGUUGACCCCGCUGGGGCAGGAGUUGCAGGAUUGCAGAGCAGCAUGGGUAGAAGAACAGGUCGCAUCAUUUCAACCGUAGAGAAGCUGAUCACUGACUGCAAAACCACGAAGCCGUCUUUGUUGAAAGCGAGCGGUAUCUGGCUAUUUUGUCUUAUCCAGUACUGCUCGCAUGUACCCGAAGUACAGAGCCGUCUUCGAGAUUGCCAAGUUGCCUUCAUGCGACUUCUCAAUGGUCGAGACGAGCUUGUACAAGAGACUGCAUCCCGUGGUUUAUCGCUGGUGUACGAGAAGGGCGAUCCUUCACUCAGGGGUGAUCUAGUAAAGGACUUGAUCGCGGCCUUCACUGGCGCCAAAACUCAGCUCAAGGUUGAUGAUGACACUGAGCUAUUUGAUGCUGGUGCUUUGCCAACGGGCGACGGCAAGUCCGUCACAUCCUACAAGGAUAUUAUCAGUCUCGCGAACGAGGUUGGAGACCAGAGCCUAAUAUAUAAAUUCAUGGCUCUAGCCACGAAUGCUGCCACGUGGACGGCGCGCUCAGCCUUUGGUCGAUUUGGGUUGAGCAACAUUCUGUCCGAGGCCGAGCUUGACCCCAAAAUCUACCCCAAGCUAUAUCGAUACCGGUUCGAUCCUAAUUCGAACGUGAGGAGGUCAAUGGAUGAUAUCUGGAAGGCUGUGGUCAGGGAUCCAACAUCAACCAUUGAUGUAUACUUUGAUGCCAUCAUGACUGACCUGCUUAAAAGCAUCCUCGACGGGCGUGAAUGGCGCGUCAGAGAAGCAAGCUGCGCAGCUAUUGCGGAACUGAUUUAUGGGCAACCUUUUCUAAAAUACGAGAAGUACUACACCGAUAUCUGGAAGGUGGCGUUGAAAGUGCUUGACGAUCAAAAGAGUACGGUCAGAGCGGCAGCCCUGAAGCUAUGCAUGGGUUUGUCAAAAACGCUCGUCACCCAGCUGACAGAAAACAACUCGUCCGCUUCUGCCAAAGCAAUGAUAGCACAGGUCCUUCCUUUUCUACUAUCAGAAAAGGGCAUCGAAAACUCAGUUCAGGAAGUCAAGUACAUGGCCAUUACCACUGUUCUUGACGUCGUCAAGAACGGUGGAAACACUCUGAAGCCAUUCAUUCCCACAAUCAUCACGCACAGCCUUGGCCUUCUUGGUACGAUUGAGCCCGAGGCAAUCAACUACUACUACCAGCGGGUCGGGGAACAGGACCGGGAGGAACUGGACAAGAUGCGGAGCAACGCAGCAACUCGGUCUCCAAUGUUUGAGUGCAUCAGUAAUUGCUUGCGUUUCACCGACGAAGAGGUGAUGAAGGAGCUUGCGCCGCAACUGGCUCAGGCUAUCAAAUCCGCGAUCGGCAUGCAGACCAAAGUUGGAUGCAGUGAAGUCAUAGCUACUCUGGCGUUACGUCAUAGCAUAUUUCUUCCACCAUACAACGCAAACUUCCUCAAGAUCAUGGAAAGCCAGAUCCUCGAUCGAAAUCACGAGGUCAGCAAAGCCUAUGCUCGAAGCGCAGCCUAUCUGGUCCGAACGGCAUCUGCAGCGACACGGGAGCGAUUCGCCUCGAGGCUGGCUGAGUUAUACUUUGCCGCAGAGGACGACACCAGACGGCAAAAGAUUGCGGACAGUAUUUUAGCUAUUGCCAAAAUAUCGCCGGAUGCCUUUACGGAUUUGGAGUCUCGCUUGCUCCCAUUUGCCUACCUGGGCAAGCACGAUACGGACGAGUAUGUCUCCGAGGAAUUUGAGGCUGUUUGGAGUCAGCACGCAGGUAGUGACCACACGGUGAGACGUUUUAUUGAUGAGAUUGUUGGUGUCGUGUCCACAGCGCUUAGCACUUCUAAAUGGGCACUGCAACAUGGCGGUGCCCUGACUCUUGCCUCGAUGAUCAAGGCGCUUAGCCAUGUGAUUGGCAAGGAUGGCCAGCUCGAUGAGGGAGGAUUGCAGAGGAUAUGGCCCGUACUUGAUAAAGCUUUGGCAUUGAAGACGUUCAAAGGCAAGGAAACGCUGGUUGCAGCUUAUCCAAUCUUUAUCAGACACAGCAAGAAGCUCUGGGGCAGCGACGCAGCAUUUGCAGCACAGACGAAGAAAAUUGCCCUUCGCGAAGCAAAACGCAACAACGACGAGUACCGGCCUCAUGCAUUCGAGGCACUGGCAGAGUUUAUUGCCGCACGGCAAGAUGAAGACAUGUACGCCGAAGCUGUCGCGGUAGUUUCCGAGUAUUUGAAGCCCGAUUCACAAGCAGAUCACAGCCUGACUGAAAUCGAACGUAACACGACGGCGGCGGCACUCAAGGUUGCCAUGAUGAGUUACAGCCCAUCAAAGCUACAGACGAAUCCAGGAGCCGUUCUCGAAGAGGUCAUCUCGGUACUCGAAGGCGCAAAGAAAGCGCCAGCUAUCGCGAGAGACACUUUCUUUACCUGCUCGGCAGAGCUGCUCAAAGCCGCGUCCUCGUCUGGUGGUGCACCUUCAACCGGCACCAAUCAGAUCGGCCAUAGAUGGUUAGAGAUGCUGACAGUAGAAAGUGACGUGGCUCUGGUUGAAAGUCAACGCGCCGGCCGAGCGAAAGCGCUUCGUUCGUUUGGAGAGGCGCUCAGGAAGGGUAUCUUUGGGGAACCCAUGGAAUCCUUGACAGAAGAGGCUUAUAGUAUGAUUACUGCUUUAUUGGAAGCGGAUAGAUCGCUUGAUGUGCAGAAGCUACUUCAACAGGCUGCUGCCACUCUCAACAGAUGA